AUGGCUGCACCGGAUCCGAGUGCUGGAAGCACCUUCAUAUGGCUCGUCUCUGCCGUUUUAUUUCUGUCUGUGGCAGCCGGAGGUGCCUGCCUUGUACUGUACAUAACCCAACCUGACUCGCUUUACGCAUCUUGGCUUCCCUUUGUUGGGGUGGCAUUGGUUUGCCUUCCGUGGUUGUUUUGGAUCCUCACAUGCUUCUAUCGAGUCAUUUCCAGGGCAUGUGGGUUUAGGGCUGCCACCGGUGGAGGACGAGGAGGCGGUGGCGGUGCAUUUGAAGGAGGCUCUGCUCGUGCUGGUGUCGAGGCUGCAGAUGCAGAUGCAGCUGCAGCUGCAGGCACCGUAGAGACUCCGCCGGUCAUGAUGAGGUCUCCUGAAAGUGAAGCAAUAAGGCGCGCUCAAUUUGAAGCCAUCCUGGAAUUGGACGAGCAAGAUGGGGAAGAAGGAAAUGACGAACAGAAAAGUAGGCCAUCGUCAAAUUACCAUGCAAGCAGCGGUUCGUCUGCGGCUUCACAUGAGAGCGAAAUGCCAUUGGCCUCAUCAAUGGCAUCUUGA
Alnus glutinosa is the source of this 552-nucleotide messenger RNA. RefSeq lists its product as uncharacterized. The record is from RefSeq and is a predicted model, not a curated record. NCBI's taxonomy places the organism in Eukaryota, Viridiplantae, Streptophyta, Magnoliopsida, Fagales, Betulaceae. The transcript has a single exon. Bases 1 to 552 code for a protein of 183 amino acids.